CCAGCUCUCCGUGCCUUUGCUGUCAGCGUCCGUUUCAGUUUUCGUUCAUUCGGGCUCAGUCGGCACACAAUCAAAAUCCCCCGUACAGGAAACCCCGCUUUCCGCUUUUCCCGCACGGAUUCCACAACUUCCACUGGCCCUAAGAUGUACUCCCUUCCAAAACAAGUGUCACAGGGGACUCAGACCAUACCGCAGCCGGCCCCGAAGCCCAUAUGCGUACCGCUGCUGAUGGUCGACGAGGAUGGAAAGAAACGCUACUGCUACCAUGGCGGCAAGUGCCGAUGCGAGACUUGUGAGAAGAUGCGCGAGCAGCAGGCGGAUGAACUUGACGCGCAGCUACUCGCCGUCCUUCCACAUAGUCGCUUGAAGCUGGAGCCGGCGUUGCAUCAGGUGAGGCCGAAGCAGUACCGCUUGGAGGCCAUUUACGCCAAGCCCGAGUUGGCCGAUUAUCUGAAGAAGGAGCACGAGGAGCUGCGCAAAAAGUAUAGGACCUACUAUCUGCCCGAUAAGUACUACGAGAUGAAUGCAUGGAGGAUCCCCGGUCCGCAGCACAAGCAGACCCAGACGGAUGUCCGGAUCGGCAACUAUGGCAUCGACGGUUGUCCGUGCGUCGACAAAUCUCUCUGCUGGGACAUAUAGUCUUUGGGUUCGUUGAAUUGUGGGAGGAAAGGGGAGGAUUGAUCUGUGGAACCAGGGGAACAAUAAAGAGUGCAGAUUGAGAAGCGGAA
Molecule: messenger RNA, 728 nt
Organism: Drosophila persimilis
Lineage: Eukaryota; Metazoa; Arthropoda; Insecta; Diptera; Drosophilidae
Exons: 1
Coding region: 145-639 (164 amino acids)
Source: RefSeq, a predicted model, not a curated record